AUGGAUUCUUCCCCACAAAUGGAAAAUGAGGGCGCCGAGGACUGCACAAGCACCACGUCGUCGCUUGCUUUCCCAACAUUAGAGGAUUCUCAAUCGAUGCGAUCUGAUUUAAAUAAAAUGUUAGAGCCUGUAAAUCAGUUGCCAAUAAAAACUGUCAAGGAUGUCGACAUUGCUAAUCGAUGUAAUCGGGCACUGAGCUCACCUAAUACAGAGGACAAAGAAAAUAUUUUUCUUGAGAUAGGGGAUGGCUCGUCGACAUCAUUGUCAGUAGAUAAAGGUAUGAAAUAUAAAAAGUUGACAGGUGAAGGAUUGAAAGAUGAUGGAAAAAGGCUUGAAGUCAGUGCACCUCCACUGGAUUUAAUAAAUGCAACGAACGAUAAUUCAUUAGUUAAAAAGUUAGUAGUUGACGCAAAAGUUAAGAGUGAGCCUGACAAAAUGAAACCAACCGUAGUCAUACGUAAUAUGUAUUUGCCGACGAAGAAGUUUGCGAAAAUAUUGCCAUCUGGACAAAUAUAUAAAAAAAAAGUGAAAAUUCCGGAUAAGCAAGAUGUAAUCUUAGAUCCGGAAGUCGAAGUCUGUCAUCUGGUUAAGAAAAUGUUGCAAAUAUCUGCCAGACUGCAGAGAAAAACUGCUACAACUGGAUCAUUAAAGAAAAUAAAUAAAAAAUCACCGAUACCAUCGAUAGCGGGGGAGAAGAGACGCGUCAGUUUUUCUCAGCAUAUGUCGAUAGUGGUGAAAACCACAUUAAAUAGUGUCGAACAAAAAUCAGCUCGCAAACGCGUUCUGGGUGCAGCAACACAACAACAGCAACGCAUUAUUAUUAGGCCCACAAAAAGCGGUGAAGUCAAGCAGUUUGCAAAAAACGUAGGCACAACUCGCAAAAGUAUGUUACCAAGGGCUGCGAACGCAACCGACAAAGCACCGGCUGCUCAAAUAUUUCCCUCUAAAAAAGCGAAAUUGAGUAAAUUGGAAUCCUUAAAGCAUUCCAAGGUUAGAGUCAUGAGUGAUUCUAAAACAGCGCCAGCAUAUACGAAACCUGAAGGAAUAUUUGUUUGUAAAGGAUGUAAUCAGAAAUUUCGUAUAAAAUCUCUUCUGGACGGACAUAAACGUUUGCAUGAACUCGACACUAAUCCCCCUAAAUGCAUUAAGCGUUUUGGUUCCGAAAAUAAAUGUGAGUAUUGCGACAAGAAAUUCGCUCUGUUAGGAACCCUGACUAUGCAUCUGUUGCGAUAUUGCGAAAAGAUUCCUGCACUUAAGAAGCGUAAAUUGCAACGUUUUCCUUAG
Messenger RNA from Glossina fuscipes, 1284 nucleotides. RefSeq lists its product as uncharacterized. The record is from RefSeq and is a predicted model, not a curated record. Bases 1 to 1284 code for a protein of 427 amino acids. NCBI's taxonomy places the organism in Eukaryota, Metazoa, Arthropoda, Insecta, Diptera, Glossinidae. The transcript has a single exon.